CUGAUGUAACGGGCACAGCUGAGACCGUCACACCGGGGAGACCAGGAAGUUUCACCGGGAGGCUAUCGGUCGGAGAGAACAAGUCCCACGUUUGUUAGUAUGACAGGUUUGUGAAACACGGACAAUGACGAUUGCCAUGAGCAGCUCCGGAGGGACACCCACUUCCUGUGCUCAGAUCAGAGGAUGGACACUGAGCUGGUUGACAGACUGGUGCUGCAGCUGAACAGGAUCUACCCCCAGAUACUCAGCGACAAGGAAGCCCACAGGUUCAGGAACCUGAGCGUGCCCACCAAAGUGCGGUUAGCUGAGCUGUUGAAGCACUUGUAUGGGAAGGGCGAGGAGGCGUGUCAUGAAUUCUACAGAGGACUUCACAUCCACGCUGAGGACGUGUACUUCAGCCUGCCCACCAGAGUCAUACAGAGAGAGCUGGCCGAUCUAAAAUGGACUAACACUAAGAAAAUCAUCCCAGAGCGAUAUGUGCUUAAUGACAGAGGACCAAUGUUUUUCCUGAGCUGUUUCAGUUUUGCAGUGGGUAUUGCAGUGCUCUACUAUUAUGGAGAGGGUGAGACACUGAGAAGCACUGAUCCGUUCCUUCACUGCUCUGCAGCAAGACUUAGUAAAAGCGCUAAAGAUGUUUUCAUUUCCUAAGCUGAGGGUUGGAAAGCAAAAGAAACGAGGCCGUGAAGGCGUUGGGAUGCCUGUAGUAGCCCUGUGAGAGGAACAAGCUGUGAAAUUUGCCACGUCGCUGUGCCAAACUCAUACACACGUUGAAAGCUAAAAAUUGCACGCAUUUGUAAGCACUAAUUGACUUUGCUUUUUAAUCUGAAGCUUUGAUGACAUUAACAUGAGUCAUUCUGUCUUGAAUUCCCACGGCUGAUGACUGUUUCCAAGAAGAAAAAAAGUUUAAUGUUCUUCCAUAAUACGUGUAUGAAUGAGUCCUGGGUUUAUUGUGUGUACAGAACAAUGAUAAUACCAAUCACAUUUUCAGCUAAAAUGAAGCGUAAUAUUAACAGCACACCCACACAGCAGUCACUCCAGCUGAUUAGACCUUUGCUCAGGUUGAAGCUGUGAGUGGAGCUAUGCUGGGAAUUACAGGAUGUCACUUAACUCUACACUGAUCAGCCACAACAUUAAAACCACUAACAGAUGAAGUGAAUAUCAUUGAUCAUCUUGUUACUGUGUCAUGUUCUGCUGGGAAACCUUUGGUCCUGGCAUUCAUGUGGAUGCCACCUGAUUUGUCCCACUCACCCAAACACUGUUACACCCCCCUCAUGGUGACAGCACUCCCCAAUAGUAGUAGCCCCACGGCAGGACAAUGCACCGUGCCAAAAUGCAAAACCUUUUCAGGAAUGGCCCGAGGAGCGUGACAAAGAGCUCAAGAUGUCAACGUUGCCAAACACCAUUGCAGACCAAGUACGCCCCCUCAUGGCAGCGGCACUCCCUGAUGGCAGUGGCCCCUCGACAGGACAAUGCAACAUGCUACACCACAAAAACUGUUCAGGAAUGGCCCGAGGAACUUGAUAACAAGCUCAAGACGUCAACCCCAGAUCAAAAUCCGAUCGAGCAUCCAUGGGACAUGCCGGUACCCCACCUCACAACCACCACACCCUGGUGCCAGAAACCACAGGACACCCCGAGAAGUCCUGUUUCCAUGCCUCGACAGGUCAGAGACGACUCCGAUCUAAGGGGACCUCACAGUGGAUUGGGGCUACCUCUUGGGUACCAGCAUGUACCACGAAUGCUUGAUCAGAUCGGGAUCUGGGGAAUUUGGAUGCCAGGUUGACGCCUUGAGCUUUUUGUCACGUUCCUCGGGCCAUUCGGACAGUUUUUUUUUUUUUGGUGUGGUAUGGUGAAUUGUUCCACUGCUAUCGGGGAGUGCUGUUGCUAUGAGGGGGUGUUCUUGGUCUGCAACGGUAUUUGGGUGAGUGAAGCAGGUCAAGUGGCAUCUGCAUGAGUGCCAGGACCAGAGGUUUCCCAGCAGGACACUGUAACAAGAUGAUCAAUGUUAUUCACUUUAUCCACCAGUGGUUUUAAUGUUUUGACUGAUUGGUGUAUGUGCUACAAGAAUGGGUUAGGUUUUCCUGGCACAACUAAACCAACAGAAGGACAGGUGAGAUGUCAAGUGCAUUUUUAUACGCACACUGUCCUGAAAAGAGGUCUAAUGAGGCUACAUAAAUGAAAACUUCACCCACAAAAUGACAAUUUGUAAAUCAAAUAGUCAUACUGUGUUACCUUGAAUGUGUGAAGACAAUGUCUCGCAUACCUCCAUGCAUGCGUUUACAGACUCUUACACAACUCAUGCAGUACAAUCCAAGUGUCGUAUGCUCAGCACUUCCCAAACCGUACUGUUUAAAACUGUACUAAAAGUGAAAUUUAUUAAUGUUCUUUUCAAAGCCAGACUCCAAUACUAAGGUUUUUCUUUCGUGAAAAUGGAUGGUGUCUGAGACGUGCUGAGCAUAUGACUGGAUAAAUGAGACUUGGAUUAUACUGCAGAAGUUGUGUGCGAGUUAGUAGACAAAUGUUUUGAUAUAGUUUUGCUGUUACAGUUGGCAUGCCAGAAAAAUAAAGUUCUCCACGAAUUUAAUGUAACACAGCAUGACUAACUGAUUUACAAAUGGUCAUUUUGUGGGUGAAGUAUUCCUUUAAAUAAACACUGCUGUGCAGGCACAUACUGCACGACAGCUUCACCUACAAUCAGUGCCUUUUAAUACUUUAAUGUGAGACUGUUGAAAAUCUCCUGACUAAAGUGCACUAUGAUAAUGUUCAACUUUUGCUCAAUUAAAGCACAUUUGACAUAA
Epinephelus lanceolatus (giant grouper) is the source of this 2798-nucleotide messenger RNA. RefSeq names its product caspase recruitment domain-containing protein 19-like. The record is from RefSeq and is a predicted model, not a curated record. Gene Ontology annotation, cellular component: mitochondrion. Lineage: Eukaryota; Metazoa; Chordata; Actinopteri; Perciformes; Serranidae.